UAUCUAUUAAAGCAGAGUCUGAUCUCAGAGAGACUCAGAUGGACAGACAGAGAGAGACAGACAGACAGAUAGACAGACAGACAGAUCGACAGAGAGAGACAGACAGACAAACAGAGAGAGACAGACAGACAGAGAGACAAACAGACAGAUCGACAGAGAGAGAGAGACAGAGAGACAGACAGACAGACAGAGAGAGACAGACAGACAGAGAGACAAACGGACAGAUCGACAGAGAGAGAGACAGAGAGACAGACAGACAGACAGACAGAGAGAGACAGACAGACAGAGAGACAAACAGACAGAUCGACAGAGAGAGAGAGACAGAGAGACAGACAGACAGACAGAGAGAGACAGACAGACAGACAGACAAACGGACAGAUCGACAGAGCGAGACAGACAGAUAGACAGACAGACAGCAUGUCUCCCUCCCAGUCCUCACUACUUCUGCUACUGCUGAUGGUCUCCUGCUCCUGGGCCUCCCACUUUUUAGGAGGAACCAUGACCUUCAACCCCAGAGGGACCAACCCAGACGGAACCUACAGGGUGGACCUCCGUUACAAGACAACCUUCCACUCUACCGUCUGCCAAACUGAUACCUGGUUGUGUCGGGACUGUGGGAAUGAGAUCAGUUUAGUGGUUAACACCGUGGACCAGGCGAUAUCUGAGGACUGGUGUCAGACAGAGGGAGUCAUGACUCGACACGUCUCCAAUAACACAAAGACCUUUGAUCUGCUAUUGAAUGGUGGAAACUGGAUAGAUAAUGAUAAUUCUGUUGUUCUUUGGAGGCUGUUGACUCUUGUGGAUCUUGGGGUCAGGUCUGACACGAAGACAGUCAACCGAUCUCCACAGACCACUGUCGUGCCUCUGAUGCGUGUCCCUGCUAAUUGUCCAAGAGAUUUCAACCUGUUGUCGUUUGAUCCAGACGGGGAUGAGGUCAGGUGCAGAUAUGCAGUACCAACGGAUGAGUGUUACACAUCAAGUGACCUUCCUAAUGAAUUCACUCUACGAGAGAACUGCACCUUAUCAUUUUGGGGCAACAGUCGUACCACUGGAACAUAUGCAGUUCAGUUAGUGAUGGAGGAUUUCCCGACUCAGUCCAUCUCUCUCUCCUAUACUGACGGAUCUCAAUCUAUCAGGACCUCAAACAACACACUCUGCAAACUACCUGUUCAGUUUGCAGUGAGAGAGAAUAAGAUGAUGCCUAUGGCUUGUUUCCGGUAG
Molecule: messenger RNA, 1221 nt
Organism: Oncorhynchus keta (chum salmon)
Lineage: Eukaryota; Metazoa; Chordata; Actinopteri; Salmoniformes; Salmonidae
Product: integrin beta-like protein A
Exons: 6
Coding region: 418-1221 (267 amino acids)
Source: RefSeq, a predicted model, not a curated record